This is a messenger RNA of Lobosporangium transversale, 481 nucleotides long. Its product is annotated as translation factor sui1. The coding region runs from base 86 to 421 and encodes 111 amino acids. Lineage: Eukaryota; Fungi; Mortierellomycota; Mortierellomycetes; Mortierellales; Mortierellaceae. Gene Ontology annotation, biological process: translational initiation. The transcript is spliced from 3 exons. Gene Ontology annotation, molecular function: translation initiation factor activity; ribosomal small subunit binding; RNA binding. The record is from RefSeq and is a predicted model, not a curated record. Gene Ontology annotation, cellular component: eukaryotic 43S preinitiation complex.
CCACAUCCUUUCUUCUGUAUAACAACCCUUUACGCCCUUUACUCUUUUCUCUUCAUCAAAAAAAAAAAUAGAAGUAAAAAAAUCCAUGUCUGAUAUUCAAAACUUUAAUUCUUAUGAUCCAUUUGCCGAUGUUGGCAAUUCUAUCGACAGCGCCUCUCAACAGGAAUAUAUCCAUAUUCGUAUCCAGCAGCGUAACGGACGCAAGACUUUGACAACAAUCCAAGGACUUCCUGCUAGCUUUGACAAGAAACGUAUGCUCAAGAUUUUCAAGAAGGACUUUGCCUGUAAUGGAACUCUUGUUGAGGAUGAAGAACUGGGAUCUGUCAUCCAGCUUCAGGGUGAUCAGCGUACCAAGGUCAUGAGUCUUCUUGUUGAAGAGGGUGGUGUCGAUAAGAAACAGAUCAAGAUUCACGGCUUUUAAAAAAAAAAAAGAAAAGAAAAAAGAAAAAAAAACUUCCUUUCAAGCAAGACUGUGAUUUUU